This is a messenger RNA of Salarias fasciatus (jewelled blenny), 545 nucleotides long. RefSeq names its product ribosomal protein L32 (gene rpl32). Gene Ontology annotation, cellular component: ribosome; cytosolic large ribosomal subunit. The coding region runs from base 103 to 510 and encodes 135 amino acids. The transcript is spliced from 4 exons. The record is from RefSeq and is a predicted model, not a curated record. Gene Ontology annotation, molecular function: structural constituent of ribosome. Gene Ontology annotation, biological process: translation. Lineage: Eukaryota; Metazoa; Chordata; Actinopteri; Blenniiformes; Blenniidae.
UCAAAACUACAGUACCCAUAAUCCAUUUCGGCGGUUGCGGAAGUCCUUUUCUUUCCUUCCGCCGUUGCUGGAGUCCCUUUUGGAUUUACAUCGGCGGUCAUCAUGGCAGCCCUCCGACCCUUGACAAAACCCAAAAUCGUCAAAAAGAGAACUAAGAAGUUCAUCCGCCACCAGUCUGACCGAUAUGUCAAGAUUGCGAAAAACUGGCGUAAGCCCAGAGGUAUUGACAACAGGGUCCGCAGGAGGUUCAAGGGUCAGAUGCUGAUGCCCAACAUCGGUUAUGGUAGCAACAAGAAAACUAAGUACAUGCUGCCAAACGGCUUCAAGAAGUUCCUGGUGCACAAUGUCAAGGAGCUGGAGGUCCUGAUGAUGAGCAACAAGACUCACUGCGCUGAGAUCGCCCACAACGUCUCCUCCAAGAACAGGAAGGUGAUCGUGGAGAGGGCUGCUCAGCUGGCCAUCAAGGUUACAAACCCCAACGCCAGGCUCAGGAGCGAGGAGAACGAAUAAACUGCUCAUUCAGAAUAAAUUCUUUAAAAUACAAA